This is a messenger RNA of Phaedon cochleariae (mustard beetle), 633 nucleotides long. NCBI's taxonomy places the organism in Eukaryota, Metazoa, Arthropoda, Insecta, Coleoptera, Chrysomelidae. The record is from the annotation of a GenBank genome assembly.
AUGGUGAUCACAUUAUCAGAUCAGUAUUUUCAGUACUUCAUCAAUCCCAGUAAACGUAAGAAUAGGAAUUCGACACUGGCCAAUGCCCUUCUCAAUCUAUCUAUGGUUUCGAAAAUAACGAUCGAGCAAAAAUUUUUGGAGAGAGGCCACACGCAGGUGGAGGCAGACUCUAUUCACUCAACUAUCGAGAGAAAACUUCGACAUACCAAUAUAAGUGUACCUGCUGACUACGUUGCGAUUUGUAGAAGUGCACGUAGAUAUCCAAGACCAUACACGGUUUAUUACUUAGGCCAUGGAUUCUUUAAGGACUUCAGUAAACUCUCUUUUCUGAAAUCUCUGCGUCCAGGCAAAAGAGUCGGAGAUCCGCACGUCACAGACAUUCGCUCUUUGAAGUAUACACCAGAUGGAACCAUUGGUUACAAAUUAAGGCAUUCCGAAAAUUAUAUGGAUCUUCAGUUCAGCCGCGUGUCGAAGAAAACAAGACUAGAACAAUGCUGCCCUUUCAGUGAACUUACUGCAUUAUAUGAUGAUCCGUUGGCGAUCAAAAAAGAAAAAUUCUUACAUUUGCAAGCACUUAAAAUGAGUAUUCCAGCUGAUUAUCACAAUUUUUAUGACAACUUAUCAUACCAUUGA